UUUGGCCCCAUUGUGAAAUUCUCUUUUAUUCUUCUUCUCAACCGCAAACAAGAAUGAAGUUAGCGUGCUCCAGAUUCCGUGGUUCUCAGAGUAUAAUGUUCUUUUUUUGCUACUAUUUAGAUUAAAUGUAUUCGAUGAUUUUAUUAGAGUGGAGAUUUCUCUCAAAUCCAAAAAAACUAUUGAAAACAAAUUGAGAUACGUAUCGGACAAUUAGGUAGCCAUUACGUUUACGUAUCACCACUGUUUAUAUAAUUUACUCAGUCAUGAGACUUCUGUUCACCAUGUUAGUUUCCAAUGUACUUAUACUACACGAUAUCAAUUGAUGAAGAAAUCUAUCUCUAAAGUUGAACUAAAUAAUAAAAUAUCGUGACGUCAUCUAAGAGCUCGUCAAGAGUGCAGUGCAGUUUCAGAUGAUUUAGUCGUCGUGUUCUCUCUCGUGACUUGCAAUCUUCUAAUUACCUCUAAUCAACCAUGACUGGCUUGAUGCGGACCUGGCGGCAAUUCGUCCCUUCCAGGUGCAGCGAACUGCUCGCCGUCGUCAGCCUCACCACCUGCUGCUUGCUCUUCCUCCACACGAGCCACCUGCAGAGCCAACUGCGCCAAUACACCACGCAGCAGCUCUCUGCUGCAGAGACAGGGUCUAACUCACGACAACUAGUGUCGGCCGAGAACUACAUCGUCGACUCCUCGCGACGUGCUGAUCCUGUCAAGGCCUUGAGCUUAUCUCAUGAAGACCCCAUGUCUCUGAACAACACGCAGCACCACGCCAAGUUGACGCUCUUGUUCAACCGAGUGCCUAAAGUGGGAAGCCAGAGCACCAUGGAGCUCUUGCGCGCCCUCAGCUACAAGAACGGCUUCACCUUCCACAGAGACCGGCCACAGAAAGUCGAGAACAUCAAGCUCACCACGCGGGAACAGAAGAGGCUGGUGCAGCUCGUCGACGUCUUCAGACCGCCCUCGGUCUACGUCAAGCACGUCUGCUACGUCAACUUUACGAUGAUGAUUAACGACUACGAGACGUGUGUGCUGAGCGGUGACCGCGAGUGUCAGUACGUGGAGGGCGACGAGCGGCCAGACUUCGCUCAGCUCACAGAGUUCUUCUGUGGCCAGGACACACGAAGUGAGGCGGUUCUCCAAAGUGAACCAGAACAUCUACAAGCCUAAGGUGCAGGAGUCGGUCAAGGAUGUCGUGCGCAAGAACUUCACGAGGGAGAUGGAGUUCUACGACUUCUGCAAGCAGAGACUGCAUCGUCAGUAUGCUGCACUCAACCUCCCACCUCACGCGCUCAACGACCUGGGCUCCUGACCGUCUGUUCCAUCAUCACAGCCCUCAUCUUCUUGUCAUCAUUUCAUUUAAUUUAGAUAAUUUUCUGUUAUUGUUAUUGUUCAGCUUCGUGUUAGAUCGCUAGGCAGGAAAUGUUGCCACUGCUGGCCAGUCGCUAGCAGACUUUAGUAGUCGUUGUAACUAUGACCUAUUGAACAGCGUUGUAACUAUGACCCAUUGAAUAACGUUGUGUAUACGACAAAGACGUACUAAGAUAUAACCCUUAUUUGCCUCGCUCAAUUACAACCGAGCCUGUUGAUUGUAAACAUCCAUGCCCCGAGUGUAAGCCUCCAGCCUGAGGCUGUCUUAGCUCCCCGUGAGAAGCUUUACUUUUCAAGCAAUUCGGUGGACAGAGUUGAUCCAUCACCAACUUCCAUUACGAGUACUGUUCAAAAUACUGAUCGGAGGAAACUCGAUAUGUGUUACGACUGGAUACGAUUAGUAGUGUACUUAAGGACAUUAUAAUAAUAGUAAUAUAGUAUAGAAUUUUGUCAGCUUUCAUUAGGCAAUAUUAGCCUGUAACCGAUUCUUAACCACCCAUCCACUUUGCUGAUUUCGAUCUGAAAUUUCAUAAAUUGUUGCGGGUCUCGAACUCCUAACUCGCUGCUCUAAUCCUGGUAAUCGCAACCAUUCGGCUACCCCGAGCUUGAUUGUGAUUAAUUUGGAUUACAAUUUGAAAAACAUUUAUUUCAAUUUUAGGCGAUGUCGGAUUUUUCGGAUUGUUCUGUGGUGAUAGGUGCAGAUGACCUAUAGACUGUGGGAUGGAACUUGCAAGACUACUUGAUAAUGUGUGUUUUGGUGCCUUUCGUUUGCAGUGUUAAAACUGUUCUUAGAAAUUAGUCUCUAAAAUGCAUUCAGCUGAAGAGCCAAACAAAUCUGGGUGAGUCUAAAAGCGGGCAUUUCGAGGAUUUUCUUAUAAUUCCAGUUCCAUUUUUUUUCUGCAGAAAAAAAAUUUUAUGUGCAGACCCAAAAUGAAUGGUCUAGCCAGUAAUCAUUUUUUCAGUUUUUUUUAGUUUUAUUUUUAAAUCUUCUCUGCCAGUUCUCGGUACUAGAUUUUGAGUUGUUUAAGUAAGUGUAAAUAUUUGUUAGAAAAGUUUAGAAAUUUAUUUCUUGCAGCGUGCUCGGUUUUGUUUGUGUUUAUGCCGCUGCUGCAGGCGCUGUGAGGGCAACCCUCGGAUGUCGAGGGUAGAGCGAGGGUCGGAAGUGUGAUCCCUGUUCGAAGCCUCUCGGUUCUCAAUCAGGGCCUUAAUGUUAUUUGUUGCUAUAGCUCAUUGUCUUCUACUGUUAUUUAUUGCUCUAGCUCAUUGUCUUCUACUGUUAUUUAUUGCUAUAGCUCAUUGUCUUCUACUGUUAUUUAUUGCUAUAGCUCAUUGUCUUCUACUGUUGUUCGUUGCUAUACCUCAUUGUCUUCUAGUGUUAUAUAUUGCUAUACCUCAUUGUCUUCUAGUGUUAUAUAUUGCUAUAGCUCAUUGUUUUCUACUGUUACCUAUUUUCUACUCUUAUUUGCUAUAGCUCAUUGUCUUCUACUGUUAUCUAUCUUAGCUCACUGUCUUCAACCCUGGCCCUAUUUCAUGAGAUCGCGUUUUCUUCAGUAUUGCAUAAUGGUCGAUAUUGCGCCGUGGUGUGCCUGUAAUUCAUAUGAAUACAUUCUUGAAUGCAUGCGCUGUGUAUCUAAUAUCCCUCGCCCGGUAUGCUAUGAAUAAGUAAUAUUAAAG
Messenger RNA from Hyalella azteca, 3039 nucleotides. RefSeq names its product heparan sulfate 2-O-sulfotransferase pipe. Gene Ontology annotation, cellular component: membrane. Lineage: Eukaryota; Metazoa; Arthropoda; Malacostraca; Amphipoda; Hyalellidae. Gene Ontology annotation, molecular function: sulfotransferase activity. The record is from RefSeq and is a predicted model, not a curated record.